Plasmodium vinckei vinckei is the source of this 351-nucleotide messenger RNA. RefSeq names its product conserved Plasmodium protein, unknown function. The transcript has a single exon. NCBI's taxonomy places the organism in Eukaryota, Apicomplexa, Aconoidasida, Haemosporida, Plasmodiidae. The record is from RefSeq and is a predicted model, not a curated record. Bases 1 to 351 code for a protein of 116 amino acids.
AUGCUUUUUAAAGGGAAUAAAACACUGAAUGAUUUCCCUUAUCAUAUGUGUUGGUUUGGUUUAAAACCAGACUUAAAAAAUUUAAACAAUAGUAAUUUUAACUUUAAUUGUUUAGAGGAAAUAUAUUUAUUUCGUUUUUCAAAUAUUAACAGUUUUAAUUUAUUAAAUUUAAAUCAUUCAAGUAAUAAUUAUGUAAAUGUUUGGUUUGAUAAUCUGGACAAUCUCAUUAAAUGCUUUAAAAUUAAAUAUUCCUCAAAUAAAUCGAAAAUUUAUUUAUAUCAACAAUACUUUGAUAAAAAAUACCCAAUUAAUGAUGUUUUCACAUACAAAAAUCCUCAACAAUUUUAUUAA